Messenger RNA from Stylonychia lemnae, 714 nucleotides. Lineage: Eukaryota; Ciliophora; Spirotrichea; Sporadotrichida; Oxytrichidae. The record is from the annotation of a GenBank genome assembly.
AUGGAGAAGCCAGAUUUCGACGUUGCUUUAAUUCAACAUGCUGAUUAUGCAAAGUCUCUUGUUGAUUGUGGAAUUAAAAAUCUUAUUACACUAGAGGCUAGAGAAGAAUUCCCAGAUUCUGUCUUUGUUGAGGAUACUGCAUUAGCAUUACCCAAUUAUUUGCUAAUAACUUAGCCUGCGGUUGCCAGUAGAAGAGGCGAGUUUACCCAGGAUAUGAGAGAAGCCCUAGAAAAAUUUUAUUCUUUAGAAAACAUUAUUGAGAUGACAGGAAAUGAAUACCUAGAUGGUGGCGAUGUUAUGAGAGCUGGAAAUACGUAUUUUAUAGGCCUAUCAACUAGGACAAAUUAAAAAGGGGCUGAUAAAUUGAUAAAAAUACUCUAGGAAAAAGAAGGAUUAAAUGGUAUCGCUCUUAAUCUGCCAGAAGGACUACAUCUUAAGACUAUAGUAACCUAUCUUGAUGAAAAUUUGCUUGUGGGAAUUAAAGCAAUUGAAAACAUUCCGGAAUUCGAUAAAUAUGAAAAGAUUAUAGUAGAAGAAGAUGAGAGGCAUGGCGCAAAUAUUUUAAAUAUCAAUGGAAACAUUGUAGUACCAGAAUCAUGCCCUAAACUCCAUAAAGUUUUAUUAGAUAGAGGUUACACCAUCAAGCCAGUGAUAAAUGAUGAAUUUAGGAAAAUUGAUGGCGCUCUAACUUGUAUGUCCGUGAUAUUCAACUGA